CUAAUUCAGCUAGAGGGUAGAGCAGGCCAUAUUCAUCCCUCACUAGUACCAGCCAACAAAGCCGGAGCAAGAUGGACAACUGUCCUCGUGUCAACUUCACAGCACAGCGAUCUCUGCAUGAUGAUGGAUCAGUGGAGUUCAGCAACACAGAAGUGGAGAAGUAUAUCAAGAACAACUACCCUGACUGGUUGACCGCUUUUCACAUGGUACCUCCCAUAUUCUCCUUUUCUGGAGAACCGGUAGAUCAGGUCCAAAGGAAGGGCGACGACGCAGAAGGGCAUAUUUACCGCCUUCUCCACGAGCUUGGCAAUGACCUCCGCGACCCGAUGUUCGUGAUUCACAGCUUCAGUUUCAACGAACAAGUUCACCGCGGUCAGGACGUCUGGAGGGUGUAUGGAGAAACAGACUUCGUCAUCGUCAGUAAGAAAUACGGGGUCAUCUUCAUGGAAGUCAAGGCAGUCAGCUCGCACAGUAUUCUUCGAAAACGGUUCAAGAAAGCUCAAGACCAAAUCAACAAAGCAAGAAAGGCUCUCGCGGAGUACCUGAAGGACAGAGUACCCAGGGAGGCGUCCACUGCCCUGUUUCGGAACCCGGCUUUUGUGGUCAUGCCCAACUGUAGAAGACCCCAGGACAGUAUGGAUGCCUACAAGGACGGUUGUUUCUUGGAGGACUGUCAGGAUGGCUUGUGUUUCCGCCAGUGGUGGGACAGGAACAUCGGCUGUGUCCGGCCGCUGUGCAUCCGGGAAGACUUGUACAGGGGCUUACUCUGCAGGUUCAUUGGCCUUCGCAGCGCCACCGCCUGUACCCUGGGCAAACUGGUAGACGACACCACCCGAGACGUCCUGCAGAUGUUCAACAGUCAGCAACUCGCUCUCCUGAACAACGUGGGUCUGCCGCGGUACCAGCUCAUCACAGGUCCCGCCGGCAGCGGGAAGACCUCCAUCCUACUGCACAAGGUACGGGCUCUCAACAGAGACAUCGGCAAAACUGGGAAAGACGAGAAGAUCCUCGUUCUCUGCUACAACAAACCGCUAGAAAUCAGACUCACAAAAGAACUGGAAGACUGUCGAUUGGUUACAGUUAGAACGUUUGGUUCCAUCUUGUGUCAGCUUAGUCAGAACGGCAAUAAAAAUGUGUCAGAAAUGAGUGAUGAGGAGAGGUGUGCAUUGGUUGACCGUAUCCUAGAUGACAAACCGCGAAUCCAUCGCGUCUGCACCUUUGACCACAUCUUUGUAGACGAGGGCGAAGACUUCAUCGGUAACUGGCGAGCUUUGCUGAAGGAGAUCCAGGCAAAAUCACUAUGCAAGAGGAAUUUUCGUUGGAUUUUCCUCGACAACAACCAACACGUCUACAAGACAGCCGCGACAGGGUUCUCUGAAGAAGAACUGGCCAGCGCGAUCCAACUGCGCAAAGUGUACCGGAUGACGGGCAGCGUUUUUGACCAGUUUAAGAAGUACUUCAGUGAUACCGAUGAAGAUACUGACUACUCUAUUGGACACGACAUCACGGGUUUGUGCGUGGAGUGGGACAAAAUGGACCAAACGCCCGACUCCGCUCCCAAAACCGCAUCUGACUACAUUUCUAAACACGUGCAUCGCCUAGUUGGAAACAAUGUGAGCGCAAAGGACAUAUGUGUCCUCCUCAGGACUAUCAAAGACGUACCUGAGGUAGUAGAAGAUCUUCAGGCCAAAGGCAUUCAGUGUCAAAGUGCUGAGGACUCUAUUAUGCAUCCUGUCAAUUCUGCCAUCAUAGUAGAUUGUCUAUCACGGUUUAAGGGUUUAGAAACGAAGGUACUGAUCUUGUAUGACCCUGCUUGUCUCACAGAGGGAGAAGUCAGUGAAAAGGUAAGAGAACAGAUGUACACUGCAUUGUCGCGGUGUUUUUGCCUCCUCAUUAUCAUUGCACCUGCGAGUGUUGUCCAGAGCCUUCAGUCUGAAGCCGGUGUAGCGCCAAAUACUAAAGUAUCUGAUCCCACCAGAUUUGCUCUGUGA
Messenger RNA from Branchiostoma belcheri (Belcher's lancelet), 1991 nucleotides. RefSeq lists its product as uncharacterized. NCBI's taxonomy places the organism in Eukaryota, Metazoa, Chordata, Leptocardii, Amphioxiformes, Branchiostomatidae. Gene Ontology annotation, biological process: recombinational repair. Bases 72 to 1991 code for a protein of 639 amino acids. Gene Ontology annotation, cellular component: cytosol. The record is from RefSeq and is a predicted model, not a curated record. The transcript is spliced from 2 exons. Gene Ontology annotation, molecular function: 3'-5' DNA helicase activity; DNA binding; ATP binding.